This is a messenger RNA of Oryctolagus cuniculus (rabbit), 8419 nucleotides long. RefSeq names its product DnaJ heat shock protein family (Hsp40) member C24 (gene DNAJC24). The record is from RefSeq and is a predicted model, not a curated record. Gene Ontology annotation, molecular function: ferrous iron binding; ATPase activator activity. NCBI's taxonomy places the organism in Eukaryota, Metazoa, Chordata, Mammalia, Lagomorpha, Leporidae. Gene Ontology annotation, biological process: positive regulation of ATP-dependent activity.
GUCUGCCACUAAGGCUCGACUAGAAACGUGGUCGCGUCAGAGCAAUGACUUCCGGCGGAAAAAGAAGCUGGUUCCGAGUCCUGCCGGACUGUAGUCACCCAGAGAGAGCCGGUGGUGAUGGGAAGUUUGAUCUGAGAAGGCUCCCUUCUGCUACAAUGGAGGAUGGCAUUUGAACAGACACCAAAAAAGGAUUGGUAUAGCAUUCUGGGGGCCGACCCCUCUGAGAAUGUGUCAGACCUAAAACAGAAGUAUCAGAAACUCAUAUUGAAGUAUCAUCCAGAUAAACAAAGUACAGAUGUUCCAGCAGGAACGGUGGAGGAGUGUUUACAGAAGUUCAUCGAAGUUGAUCAGGCGUGGAAAAUCCUCGGGAAUGAAGAGACAAAAAAAGAGUAUGACCUGCAGCGGCAUGAAGAUGACCUAAGAAAUGUGGGACCAGUAGAUGCCCAAGUAUAUCUUGAAGAAAUGUCUUGGAAUGAAGGCCAUAUCUUCAAUGCAUUAUACUCUGAUAAUGACCAUCAAGAAGCAGAAGGACCUAUUAUAAAAUCAUCAGUUGUAAAAUUAAUGAUGGUGUCCUCCGCCUAAAUGAGAAGACCCUAUCUCCUAUAUGUAUUAACUGCUAAAUAAAUUUAAAAUUUUACUCAGUGACAAUCAUAACCAUAUUUAGAACAGAACACAGUAAAAGCAUGCUUUCUUCAACAUGAAAUAUUUGCCCACUAAUAUCUGUUCAGUUAGAAACUUAAAAGAUUACUCUCUGGUAACAUUUUUUGAAAUAGCUUAAAAGUAUUAUAUCUUAUUAUUCAAUAAGGCUGAGUUAUUGUUCUGAUAAAAAAAGUAUUAUGGAAAAGUUUAAUGAAACCAUUUUUUAUUUUUAUUUUUUUUAACUUUUAUUUAAUGAAUAUAAAUUUCCAAAGUACAGCUUAUGGAUUACAAUGGCUUCCCCCCCCAUAACUUCCCUCCCACCUGCAACCCUCCCCUUUCCCGCUCCGUCUCCCCUUCCAUUGACAUCAAGAUUCAUUUUCAAUUCUCUUUAUAUACAGAAGAUCAGUUUAGCAUAUAUUAAGAUUUCAACAGUUUGCACCCACAUAGAAACACAAAGUGAAAAAUACUGUUUGAGUACUAGUUAUAGUAGCAUUAAAUCACAAUGUACAGCACAUUAAGGACAGAGAUCCUACAUGAGGAGUAAGUGCACAGUGACUCCUGUUGUUGAUUUAACAAAUUGACACUCUUGUUUAUGGCAUCAGUAAUCACCUUAGGCUCUUGUCAUGAGUUGCCAAGGCUAUGGAAGCCUUUCAAGUUCACCGACUCUGAUCAUAUUUAGACAAGGUUGUAGUCAGAGUGGAAGUUCUCUCCUCCCUUCAGAGAAAGGUACCUCCUUCUUUGAUGACCUGUUCUUUAAUGAAACCACAUUUUUUAAUGCCAAAGGUUAUUUUUUUUUUUUUUACCAAAACAGGCCUCCCUGCCCUGAGGAUGGUCCUUUUUUUUUUCUUCAUGAUUUUUUUUUUAAAGAUUUUAUUUAUCUAUUUGAGAAGCAGAGUUACAGACAGAGAGGUCUUCUAUCCACUGGUUCGCUCCCCAAAUGGCUGCAACAGCCGCAGCUGAGCCAAUCCAAAGCCAGGAGCCAGGAGCUUCUUCCAGGUCUCCCAUGCAGGUGCAGGGGCCCAAGCCCUUGGACCAUAUUCUACUGCUUUCCCAGGCCAUAGGAUAGAGCUGGAUUGGAAUAGUAGCAGCUGGGAUUGGAACCAGUGCCCAUAUGGGACACUGGCGCUGCAAGCAGAGGCUUAGCCCUCUCUUCCACAGUGCCAGCCUCCGUGAUAUUUUUUAGACUUAUUUAUUUAUUUGAACAUCAGAACUACAGAGAGACAGAGGGAAAGGUCUUCCAUCCACUGGUUCACUCUCCACAUGUCCUCAAAGGCCAGGGCUGAGCAAGGCCAAAACCGCGAGCCAGGAGCUCCAUCUGGGCCUCCCACAAGUAUGCAGGCGCCCAAACACUUGGGCCAUUUUCCACUGUUUUUACCAGGCCAUUUAGCAUGGAGCUGGAUCAGAAGUGGAGCAACCAGGACACAAACUAGUGCCCGUAUAGGACGUCAGCAUUCCAAGCAGUGGCUUAUCCCACUGCACCGUAACACCAGUCCCCAAACGGUUAUUUUUUUAAAAAAUUAAAUUCAAAAAAGCAUGUAAAACAUUAAUUUGACUUUAUAUAGGAGACUACAAGAUUGUGGAAUGUCAUAUAUGUAGAAAUAUUUGUCAAAAACCUUCAGGUUAAUUCUUUGCCCUUCAAUACACUUAAAUGUUACAAAUCUCUUUGUAGAAAAAGGAUGUAAAUUCACUAAAAGGUUCUAUCAGUAUAAGACCACUCAUUUUUAUUAGUGGAACUGGUUGUAGAUCCUAGGGCCAACAGCAAGACUAGUUCCUGCCUAUAUAAUAGACUUAUGUGUAAUGAAGCAUUAGACUGCUAAAGUAGGAAAAUGAACAGAACAAAAGAGUGAAUUUGGAAAAGCCCUAUGUAAUUAAUAUAUUCCAAAGUAUUAAUUUGGGAAAACCUACAAGUCCUUCAUGUUUUAAUUUCCAUAGUUUUUCCUUAAAAUACACUUAUUACUGAAUUCUAAGAAAAGCAAGUUAUGCAUAAGUAAAAUGAAGUUAGAGACAUCAAUUAAAAGCAAAAACUAAAACAUUCCACAAACAAAUAAGGCAACAUACUAACCAUCUAGGUAGCUCUUUGCCCAUCUCCUUGAUCACAAACCAGGGCCCAUGGUUUAUACAUUCUAUCGCUCCAUGAAGUUUUCCCUAAACUUGUCUGCCCACACCAGAUUCUCCAAGUCUGCUUUGCUUGGGACCCUGGACUAUAACAUCUCUUUAUCUGCCUGGCUUUUGUGUCAGUCUUUACCAUUUCUUUCUCAUCUUUUCUUUCUUCCUCUAGAGCCUUCACUAAUUUAGAAUUAGUGUUUCAGAGUUCUGAACCCAUCCCCUGUCGCUCCCCCUCUUCGCGGAGGAACGACACAGGACCCUGCGCUGUUCUUUCGUCUGCUCGGCCCUUCCCGGGUUUGCUGCUGGUCCUUCCCGGGUUGGCUGCCGAUCCUUCGUGGAAGGGCGACUCCCCCUGCCACUUUCCCCACUUCCGUGGGGGAGCGGCACACCGCCGGCCGGCUCUCUCGGGGGCUGCUCAGGUGUUCCUUCAGAUAGAUGUUCCUGGUGCAUGUUGUCUCUCUCCUCCUUUAUAGUCCUCUUCCACCAAUCCCAACUCUGCUACCCACAUGCUGAGUACGCUGCUCUCCUCCAAUCAGGAGCAGGAUCAGCUCCUGCAGGUCAUCACUCAAGUUGGCGAGAGGCAGCUGCGUAGAAGUUGUUUACUCCCUUCUCAGCACCAAUAUUGUGGGAGAGCAGAUGCAUAGAAUAAGUCUUAAUUCCAGUAACUUAGUCUAGUCCGAGUUGCUCCCCACAAUUCCCCCUGUUAUGUCUGGAUCUAUUUAACUGAUUCACUUCUGGUUAUAUGGGUUAUGUUUUCCAUUUCCUCACCCAUCUUAGCCAUUUGUGAUUAAGACAGACAUUUAUCUGUGAGUGAAUUUGAUGGCCUUCUAUAGAGAAUACUAAAUGUUGAGGAACUUGGGUUUGGGCAGAGGCAGUUAACUACAGAUCACCUUAUUCCUUUUGAGUCUUGCUUUUAAGCUUGUUAGGUUAGUCUCUGUCUUCAUUUUACUUUAAGGACUAUUUGAGCUACACUGCUAAGGCACGCUCCUUUCCCAGUCUCCACUGAAUGCUCUGGACAGUCACCAAGAUCUGUCCAUGCUGCCUAGAUAUAAAUACGUCUCUCCAAUCUAGGAAGAUUGUGAGCUCUGGAAAAUGUCUUAUACCUCUCCAGUAAUCAUUCUCUGUUCAGUCCUACUGACUGUCAUGACAAAUAAGAAAAAUUUAAUAUUCAGCCCAAAAGCCAAUUGAAUACCUAUGUGGAUUUCUGAAAAUGUUGAAAAAGAUCUUUCCUUCCUGGUAGUCUGAUCCAUAUGUUCCUACCAUGUAAACAUCCCUCUUCCCCAGUAUCUGCCUCUUCAACUCUUGAAGACCACCCCUGUUUUGUUUGAACUUUCUCUUACCCCACUGUAGUUGAAAACUGCCUUAAGAAAGCAGUUGGGGAAAGUAUAAGUUUAUUUUCUUUUUUCAGGAGUGAGUCUUGUCUGGUGUAUGAGAACAGCUGUUUCAUGUAUAUUAUUCAGUCUUCUGAUACUUUAUGGCAGAAGGGCAAGUCCAUCACCAGUGACUCCAUCAUUGCCAGAAGCAGACAUUCAAAUGACCUAAUUUUAAAGGUUUUUGUUUUUAAAAUCAUACUUCAUGGGGUGAGCGUUGCGGCACAGUGGGUUAAGUUGCCACUUGGGAUGCCCACAUCCCUUUUCAGAGUGCCUGGGUUCAAAUCCCAGCUGUUCCACUUCCCAUCCAGCUUACUGAUAAGGUACCAGAUGAUGACGCAGGUACUUAAGUCCUCCCACCCACCCUGGAGACCCAGAUGGAGUUCCGGGCUCCAGGCUUUGGCCUGGCCCUGCCCAAUGAAUCAGCAGAUGAAAGAUUCCUUUCUCUCCCUAUAUGCAACUUUGCUUUUCAAAUAGAUAAACAUUUAAACGCUUACUUCAUAAUGAUGUAGGCAGACAGUAGCCGCACAUACACCCAACCCAUUCCCACACAUGGCUGGAAAUAUCCAAUCUCUCUGUAGGUUUAGCACAGCCACUCCUCAUCAUGUACCUGAGCCCUAUGUGUACUAGUUACCAUGACACUUCUGAGAGGCCCAAAGAAAGAGGCAUGAGUGAGCAGUACCCAAGCUCCAUCCAAACUCUGACUCCUUUGAAUAUUCAGUUAAGUCCUGCCCCAAGCACCACCGCCUACCCUAUAAAAGGAAGACCCCAACUUUCCAAGAGGCAGCAGCCCUUCCUUUGAGAAAGAAGGUUGCCUGUGCUCAUGUCUGAGUAUGUGCUAUCCGUUUCAACUCCUACCCACCUUAUAUAUAUCUCCUCCUUGAGUAUAUUCGGAGGUGGAGCCAAGAACUUGGAUCAAGCCUUGCUUUUGUUGAAUUCCUCACAACAAUAACAAUAUGAAAAGAAUCAUUUUGGGGAGCACUAAAAUUUGGUAUGUGAAGUGUGCUUUGGCAUCUCCUCUUGCAUCCCCAGCAAUGUAUCUCCUUUGUGUUUUUGUUUUACUAUUUCCCUAUCAGACUCUAGAAAACAUUCACCAUACUCCACGUGUCAUGAGGUACUACACAAGGAAAUUCAUUAUGGUAUUGUCUGCAUCUCAAAACUGGCAGCGUUAUAAAUGUUUCUCAGUAGGUAGAGACUAAAUUUAAAGCUGAUUUAAAUAACAGUGGAUAGUUGGUUUUAAAAACAUAAUAGAUUGUGAUGAUAUAGUCAAUAGAAAACCAAGUUGCAGGGCAAGGUAUAUAGAUUUUAAAAAGUAUAAAUUUCAAAGUUUACAUUUUUAUGACGUUCCUAUUAUUUACAUUAGUUAUAUAAAUAUAUACAUACAUACAGGCAUAUACAUAUAUGUCUUAAAAGAACUCAUUCAGUGAUACUUUUUUUUUUAAGAUUGAUUUAUUUGAGAGGAAGAGUCACAGAGGGAGAGACAGAAAGAGCAGUCUCCCAUCCACUGGUUUACUACCCAGUUGGCUGCAAGGGCCAGAGCUGAGCCAAUCUGAAACCACGAGCCAGGAGCUUCUUCUGGGUCUCCCAUGUGGGUGCAGGGGCCCAAGCCAAGCACUAGGGCCAUCUUCCCCUGUUUUCCCAGCAAAAGCAGGGAGCUGGAUCGGAAGUGGAGCAGCUGGGAUUAGAACCUGUGCCCAUGUGAGAUGCCUGCGCCAUGGGUGGAGGCUUAACCUACUAUGCUACAGCGCCGGCCUCAGAGAGUUGUACUUUUUAAAAAGGGAACAUUGCCCAUCAUGAUGCAAGUUAAUUCGAGCUUUGUUGAAUUUUUAAAUUUUUGCUUUGUCUAUUGUCAUGUGAAAAGAGAAUGACCUAGCUUCAAAUUCAUAUAGUAGGCUCUUCCUCAUAGUACAACUAAAUGACAUCAGUACUGUCAUCAAAUCUCUCCAUUGCUCAAGUAUUAAUCUAACCAAGAACUCAUUUAUUUAAGCAAACAUGAAAUAUAACACACUUUUGGUUUAGGUCUGAAAUGCAAAACCUGACUUAGUAUGGAAAGAGACAAAGAACAGAAUAAAAAUGUCUAUUCUAACUCAAAACAUGGUUAUUGUCUGUUAAUCUGUUGGUUAUCACUGAGUUGAAAAUUCAAACCAGAUUAAAAAAAUUUAUAGCUGUAGUGUACAAGAUACAAGGGUAGAUUAAAACAUUUUUAAGCUAUGAUGCUUUACAACUGAAGCUGAAAAGCACUCCAAUAAACACAUUUAUAAUAAAUGUGUUAGAACUGGCCAAAAAUGGAAAUCCUAAUUCCAAGUCUUUAUUUAUUACUUCUCAUUUAAAACUUUUAAUUCUUAGAUUGUUUUUCUUUUAUACAAGUCUGUCUUGCCAUCCUGAAUGAAUGCAUGAAACUGUUUUCAAUGAAAGCCACUAUAAAUUGUCCUUACUUUUGCUCAAAUAUGAAUUUUGGUCAUUCAGACAUAACUCACUUUACAGCUAAAUUUUAAAGCAUUUAAAGAAUCCUUAAAUCAUUCUUGUUUUUUUCUUACUACUUACUAGUUUACUUCCUGAGCCAUGAUAAAACCUAAUCUCAGGGCUGGACAAAAGAAUCAAGCCUCUAGUUCUCAGCUAUAUUUACUGAGGUCUAGUUAAGUGCCUCCUUUUUAGUACAAGCAACAAAUGUAAUUGCCUCAUGGCCUGCGGGUGUCCAUUUAACAAAAGAGGCUUUUUGUGAGGCAACCACAGGUGUUACCUUUCUUGAUUCAAGUGAAAUCUGAUGAAUGAGUCCUCAAUAUCAAAUAACACGUUUACUAAACUGUAAUCAAACUCAUUUGUUUGAUUAAGCAAAGAACAUCUACUUAAGAAAAAGUUCUGACUAAAUACUAAGAUAUUUGUGUUUGACCUUUCAAAAGUUUCAAAAAAUAAAAUUCUAAGAACAGACUGAUUUUUAAUUAACAGCCUGUUUACCAUAUACUUUAUAGUUUAAAACUAGCAAGGGUGAAGUGUGCAUUUGCACACUGGCCCUACCUAUUGCUCUUACUUCUUUAUGUGUUCUAAAAUGACUGCAAAAGAAAAAAGAAAGGAUACUUAUCAAAGAAACAAAAUCAUAAAGGCAAAGAGGAAAGUUUUUGGAAUACUUUUUUUUUAAGAUUAGAUUUUCCUUUUCCUCUAUGAAAAAAGGCACACCCUUUUAAUGAAAGCAGAUAAAGCCUUUUUCUUUCGUUUUUCAUAAAAGCAAAUGGAAGUGAUACUUCAGUAGCAGUUAAGUCUCAGAAGUAUUUCAUUUUGCACACAUGAUUAUAUCUCUCCAUCAAUGAUAUACAAUCAGAUUUCUACACCACCAUGUAACUAAUGCAUAUUGCUUAAUCAUGACUUGAGACUCUAUGUAUAACUACGAGACAAUAUUUGGAAAAUAAAUUUAUUUAUUAAUAUUAUUUAAAAAGACUAUAUAAAAGCAAGUGUUUGUUCAAAUCAUGUAACAAAAUUAGAAACAUCAUCAGUAAAUAAUUGUUUACCUUCAUGCAAUAGCAGCAAAAGCCAUAAACAAACAUAUAUGCAAAAAUUUAUAAAAAUUAUUACUUUUAAAAAACACAAAACUGAGAAAACAUUAAUAAUCUUUAAUUUUUAAAAAAGUAAUGAAAGUGUCUCAAGUACCAGUUAUUAGUAUCUCUGAAAGCAAACUCAGGGAACAGUUUCACUAAUAUACUAUUUUUGUUGACAUUCUCUUUGUCCACAUUCUGCCCACCUGAGCUAAUUAAGACAGUGGACUAUCUGGUAACCUGAAGUGCUUGCACAUGAAAUGCGUGACAAAGGAUUAUAAGAAACAGGCCCAGAACAACACACUGAUUAUUUCAAUGGGUACUAUUUCUAUGUAGCCAUGCUUCUUUUUCUUCUCACUUAAAAAUAUCUAAAAGUUAGACGUACAAUUUGGGACAUGCUCAAUCUGACUUGCCCCAAAUGGUAGAGUUAGAAAUGUGCCAGGGGAUUCCAAUACAAUCCCAUCAAGGUGGCAUGUUCCAAUGCCAUCUCACUAGUCCCAGUGAUCAAUUUCAGUUCACAAUUGAUCAUACUAAUAGGUCUAAAAGUCAAAGGGAUCACAUAAACAAGACUAGUGUCUGCUAAUACUAACUGAUAGAAUCAAAAAGGGAGAGAAUAAUCCAACAUGGGAAGUGGGAUACACAGCAGACUCAUAGAAUGGCAGAUGUCCUAAACAGCACUCUGGCUUCAGAAUCAGCGCUUAAGGCAUUUGGAUCUGGCUGAAGAGCCCAUGAGAGUAUUUCAGGCAUGGAAAACCAAGACACUCUGGGAUCAACAAA